AGACUAGAGUUAUAGUGAUUACCCGAAAUUUUCAAAUUUGUACAAGAUGUAUAAAACAUAUAAAAGCAAUAUGAAUGAUGAACCAACAGCUUUGGUGUUUUUCGUCAACGGGAAAAGGGUUUCAAUUGAAAAUCCGGAUCCCAAAGUGACGCUGAUACAAUACCUUAGACGAAAUCUAUAUUUGACUGGGACGAAGGAGGCGUGCAGUCAAGGAGCAUGUGGGGCGUGCACAGUCAUGUUGUCCUAUUACAACCAUCACCAGAAGAAAAUUAUUCAUUACUCUGGGAACGCCUGUUUGACCUUGCUUUGCUCCCUACAUGGAAUGUCUGUCACUACAGUGGAGGGGGUCGGCAGCACCAGGAAUGGUCUUCAUCCGAUCCAGAGAAAUAUGAUGGAGAACCAUGGUAUACAGUGUGGUUUUUGUACCCCCGGUAUGGUGAUGACUAUGUAUACACUAUUCAGGAACAACCCCGAGCCUAGCCAGGCGAACAUGGAGAGAGCACUAGAAGGCAAUCUCUGUCGUUGCACUGGAUAUCGCCCAAUUUUGGAGGCAUUCAAGAAGAGUUGUCCUUGUGGUCUUGGUCUUUGCCAACAGAGUGCGGAGGAAAAGAAAGAAAUUGAAGAUAAAAAGACAGAUGAGAAACCUACCCCUGACAAGUAUGAUACGACACAAGACGUUAUAUUUCCAAGCGAGUUACAAAAAUCUUUAGAAUUCAGUCAGAAGGAUGCAAUGUUCGUUGGUGGUGGCUAUAAGUGGCUAAGACCUGUAUCAUUAAACAAACUGUUGGAUCUGAGGACAAAAUUUCCAAAUUCCACAAUUAUUAUGGGAUCACAAACAGCAAUAGGGUCGAAAAUUCGAAAUAAUACUUUACCAUCACCGGAAAUUAUCUGCUGUACUCAGGUCUUGGAACUGAGGAGAAUUGUAGAGGAAAAGAAUGGAAUAACUGUGGGGUCAGCUGUUACAUUCGCACAAAUGGAAGAAUAUCUGAGAGGAAAUCUAAAGGAAACGAAAGACAGAGAAUGUAACGUUGCUUCAGCAUUGUUAGAGGGACUCCGAUGGAUAGGAGCGGAUCAGCUGAGAAAUGUGGCGACCAUUGGAGGUCACUUGAUGAGUGUUGGACAACACGAUCUUCAGACAUUCAUGCUGACUGUUGGCGCAGAACUUAACUUCAUUUCUCCCAAAAUCAAAUCAAAGAGAGUUGCUUAUGAGAAGUUUAUGACUAAUGGAGUUCACGCACCUGAUCCAAGCGAUAUUCUGAUCUCUGUGUAUAUUCCACUAAACAAACAAAACGAGUACAUGAUGUUCACUAAACAACCAUCUCGCCGAGGCAUGGACUGGGCUGUAGUAAAUUCUGGAAUGUAUUUGAGAGUGAAUGACAAGAAAGAUAUCGAAGCUCUGAGAUUCUGUGUGGGAAAUAUUGAGAAUAAACCGUGUAUUAUAGAACAAGUAUCAAACAUUGCAAAAGGGAGAUCAUUGGAUGAGAAGUUGAUACCAGAUGCCUGUGAUGUGAUUAUUGAUCAGCUGAAAGGAUGCAAAGCAGAUUCUUUAAAAUACAAAAUUUCUUUGGCCUGUGGUUUCUUCUAUAAAUUGUACAAACAGAUUUCGGAAACAAUUAAGCCAACGAAUGGAAAAACUGACUUUGGUCUGACACCAUCCCUUUCCUCUGGUGCACAAUACUAUGAUGUACCCAAUCCAGAGGCAAAAGAAAUUGUCUGGAAGCCCAUACCCCAUGCAGCUGGAAAAAGUCUGGCUUCUGGGGAAGCAAUUUUCAUAGACGAUAUACCGCAGUACGCAAAUGAGUUAUCUAUGUGGUUUGUAACCAGCACCAAAGCCCACGCCAAAAUCGUCUCCAUCGAUACUUCGGCAGCUUUGGCUAUGCCUGGAGUAGUUGAUUAUGUUGACAGCAGGGAUAUUCCAGGAAGCAAAACAUUUGGACCUUUGGUUCAUGACAUCCCUUUAUUUGCUGAUAAAGAGGUUUCUUACCACGGACAACCUAUAGGUGGAGUAAUAGCAGAGACAAGAGAAAUCGCAAGAGCGGCAGCAAAAUUAGUGAAAGUGGAAUAUGAGAAUCUGCCAACUGUAUUUACAAUCGAUGAGGCCAUAGAGAAAAAGAGCAUGAUAGAAUAUGUGGCCAAUCAUACGAACGGUGAUGUAGAAAAAGGCUUGAAAGAAGCUGAAAUGACUUUGGAAGGUGUUAUUGAAACUGGGGCACAAGAGCAUAUGUAUUUGGAACCCAUAGCAGCACUAGUGGUGCCGAAAAUUGAAGACAAAGAAAUUGAGGUCUUCAUAAACACGCAAGAGGCCAAUGGUGUUCAGGCAGAUGUGGGUCAGUUUUUGGGUAUACCGUACAACAGAGUUAACGUGCGAGUGAAAAGAAUUGGUGGGUCAUUCGGUGGUAAGGCUUUGGAUACUAUCACUGCUAGCGGAGUGGCUGCUGUGGCGGCAUGGAAAGUGAAUCGACCAGUUCGUCUGAUCUACACUCGGACCCAUGACGUCAAGACUACCUGUAAAAGGCAUCCAACCAAGACUUUCUACAAGGCUGGUUUUAGCAAGGAUGGUAGAGUGACUGCUCUCUCCGUUGACCUGUAUGUUAAUGCAGGUUGGAACAAUGGAAUCAGUAUGUUUGUAUUGGAACUUGGCAUGGUAGCAAUGGAGUCUACUUUUGACAUCCCUAACUACAAGGGAACUGGAAGAGUUUGCCUGACCAAUUUACCAUCUAAUGGGGCCUUCCGAGGAUUUGGGGCGCCUCAAGGAACCUUCAUCAUACAGAGCAUUAUGUAUGAUAUUGCUAAACAAAUUGGAGUACCAAACGACAAGCUUAGAGAAAUGAACACAUACAAAGAGGGAGACAAGAACAUCCAUGGAAUGGUUCUCAAAGACUUCAAUCUGCCCGUUUGCUGGGAGGACUGUAAAAAGCAAAUCAAAUUUGAUGAAAUCUCAAAAGAAAUUGAUGAAUUUAAUAGUAAAAACAAGUACAGGAAAAGGGGCAUCGCCAUGUCAUCCGCUGUCAUGAGCAUCGGAUACCCAAUGGUAUUCAUGUGUCAGGCAGGGGCUUUGGUUAAUAUUUACACUGACGGAUCUGUAUUGGUUUCACAUGGAGGAAUAGAGCUCGGACAGGGACUGUUCACCAAGAUGAUCCAGGUGGCUGCCACUGUCCUAGAAAUCCCAGUAGAAAAGGUUUACAUAAGCGAGACUAACACUGUGACUGUCCCCAACGCUACAGAAACGGGAGGGAGUUUUGUGACGGACCUCAACGGAGGAGCUGUCAUGAAUGCAUGCCAGAUCUUAAAGGACAGACUGCAGCCAUUGAGAGACACCAUGCCAGAAGCAUCAUGGGAACAACUGAUACAAGCUGCAUAUUUCAGCAGAAUAAGCCUCUCUGCUUCUGGUUUCUAUAAAUCUCGUGGGGAAGGAUAUGACUUUCAAAAACAAGGAGAAGGGCAAUAUUGCCUUUAUAAUUCCUAUGGGGCUGCAUGCACAGUGGUAGAGAUAGACUGUUUAACAGGAGAACAUCAGAUACUACGCGCUGACAUAGUAUUUGAUGUUGGCAAGAGUCUUAAUCCUGCUAUUGACGUCGGACAAAUUGAGGGAGGAUAUGUACAGGGCACUGGGUUGAUGACACUAGAAAAAGUGAUGUUCGAUAAAGAUUCGGGAGAAGUGACGUCAUAUGGCCCCGGUAAUUAUAAGGUACCAGGCAUCAGAAACAUCCCAAAGGAGUUCAACGUCACACUACUGAAAGAAGCCAGGGGUGACAACAGACCACUGUAUUCGUCGAAGGGUAUCGGUGAACCUCCCCUGUUGUUAGCUGCUGGCGUGCACCUGGCCCUCAGGGAAGCUGUGAGUGCCGCACGUAAAGACCAGGGUCUUACAAACAACUAUAGACUAGAGUGCCCGGCCACACCCGAGAAAAUCCGAAUGGGUUGUGCUGGACCUAUGGUGAAAAAGGUACGGUGA
Saccostrea echinata is the source of this 3955-nucleotide messenger RNA. RefSeq names its product xanthine dehydrogenase/oxidase-like. Gene Ontology annotation, molecular function: oxidoreductase activity; FAD binding; iron ion binding. The transcript has 34 exons. Lineage: Eukaryota; Metazoa; Mollusca; Bivalvia; Ostreida; Ostreidae. The coding region runs from base 47 to 3955 and encodes 1302 amino acids. The record is from RefSeq and is a predicted model, not a curated record.